Molecule: messenger RNA, 1461 nt
Organism: Mercurialis annua (annual mercury)
Lineage: Eukaryota; Viridiplantae; Streptophyta; Magnoliopsida; Malpighiales; Euphorbiaceae
Product: BURP domain-containing protein 3
Exons: 3
Coding region: 98-1285 (395 amino acids)
Source: RefSeq, a predicted model, not a curated record
UGCUUCUUCUUUCCUUCAAAUAACCUUUGUUUUAUUCACUACCUUUCUUUUUCAGAAUAAACAUCUUGUUUAGUCUUUUUGUAUGUUUUGAGUUCAAAUGGAGUUCCAUCUCCCACAUAUGCUUGUUUUUCUCACUAUUGCAUUGACGACAAGCCAUGCUGCAUUACCUCCUGAACAAUACUGGAACUCAGUUCUGCCAAACUCUCCCAUGCCAAAAGCUGUCACCGAUCUUCUACAGCCAGACUUCAUGGAUGAAAAAGGCACUUCAGUCGGCGUAGGAAAGGGUGGAGUAAACGUUAAUGCGGGAAAGGGAAAGCCUGGAGGCACCACCGUGAAUGUAGGGAAGGGCGGAGUAAAUGUUAAUACAGGAAAAGGAAAGCCCGCGGGUACUGCCGUGAACGUAGGAAAGGGCGGAGUAAAUGUGAACACUGGAAAAGGAAAACCAGGUACUGCCGUUAAUGUGGGAAGGAAAGGGGUCGGUGUCAACACUGGAAAGCCUGGAAAGGGCACCAAUGUCAGAGUUGGUAAAGGCGGAGUAAAUGUGAAAGCAGGACACAAGGGAAAGCCUGUACAUGUUAAUGUAUCACCAUUCAUCUACAACUAUGCUGCCACUGCAAAUCAGCUUCACGACGACCCAAAUGUAGCCUUAUUUUUCUUGGAAAAGGACAUGUAUACCUCAAAAACCAUGAACUUGGACUUCCCAGAUAACCUCAACAUAGCAACUUUCUUACCACGUCAAGUUGCUGAUUCCGUACCCUUUUCAUCUAAACAGUUGCCAGAAAUCUAUAGCCAGUUUUCAGUAAAACCUGGAUCAACGGAAGCUGAAAUGAUGAAGAAUACAAUCAAAGAGUGUGAGGCGAGUGGAAUAAAAGGAGAGGAGAAACUGUGUGCAACUUCUUUAGAGUCAAUGAUCGAUUUCAGCACUUCUAUACUUGGAAAAAGUAUCCAGGCAAUUUCAACAGACGUAGAAAACCAUACUCAAAGGCAGAAGUAUACAAUUACAGCUGCAGCAAAGAAGAUGGCGGCUGACAAUGCUGUGGUGUGCCACAAGCAGAAAUAUCCAUAUGCCAUCUUUUAUUGCCAUGCAACACAAACCACUAGGGCUUACGUGGUUUCCUUGGAGGGUGCUGAUGGAACAAAGGCCAAGGCCGUAGCAGUCUGCCACACAGAUACAUCAGCUUGGAAUCCUAAGCAUUUGGCUUUCCAGGUGCUCAAAGUUGAGCCAGGAAGAGUUCCUGUUUGCCAUUUCCUUCCUCAGGACCACAUUGUUUGGGUUUCCAAAUAGAAAAUUGCAGACUUUAGUUCCAUCUCUGCAGCCAGAAAAGUUUGCAUCAAAAUACUAUAAGUUCUACUUGUUUAGUUUCUAUAAUAAUGUAACUAUGCCCGUAAAAUUUGAUUCUACAUGCUUUCAGAGUUUGCUGUAGCGGUGUGCAGUAUUAAAGUAUCUCCUUCUGUUGUUAA